AUGGCGUCAAACAAGGGGUUCUCAUUGUUCUUUCUGCACCAUAACCCCACUGGAAGUCCACCGGACGAUAGGCAGCUAAAUGCUGCAGCACGAGCUCAUGUAUCGCGGCAAGCUCUGAAGAACAGGUCCGCGCGGCCAAGAAACCUCAAGUUCGUAUCUUACACCCCGGAGACAAUGCGUCAUGGUGAUGGCUCUGGUCCCUCCACCAGACCCAACGAUACCUAUGGCGAAGAGCGCCAAGUAUCAGCCAUCGCUGACAGAGAUCGUGGGGUAACUGAUCCGGCGAGUCGGCGCAUGUCAUCCUGUCCACUCAGGCCUGCCGGUUGGGACCCAUUCCACUCUUUCGCAAUGUCUGGGAUGGGACGAGACGAGCAUCUGAUGCUCUAUUACGCGUUCACCACAACUUGGCCCCAAUUUGGAGAAUUUGAGAGCGGAAGGCGUAACUUCGCGCAAUCGUGGUUAUGGCGUACUCUGGAGUCCCCUGCGGCAUUUUAUGCCGGGCUCAUGGGGUCUGCCACACAUUACACCAUUUUUUGCCCGACUGCGAGAAUACAAAAUCGCAUCCUCGCGAUGGGACUAAAGUGGAAGAUCCAGGCUAUUAGAGCUGUUCGAUCUCUUAUCGAGCAGCACCAAUCCGGUUCUCCUAGAGAAUUCACGAAUAGCGAUCUUCUCGCCAUCUUUGUCCUUGCUAUCCAUGGUAGCAUCAAUUUUUCAGACGAACCGGAGCCGCACCCGUUGUCGCCCUUUGCUACAUACCGCCACAUGCAUGUCUACGGCCGGUUGCAACCUGGCAAGGAGCAUAUGAACGCCAUUUAUUACAUCGUCGACCAGAAAGGUGGAAUAUCGAAUAUCGACCAGCAUGCCUUUGGCUUCGUUUUGCCUAUCCUCGAUAUGCUUUACAAUGCGCGGCUAGACACUCCACCUAGGUACCCAUGUUCGCGCCAGCUGAAGCCAAUGGUUCAAGAAGGUCUAUGGGCCCCGGAUUUGGAAGCUCAUCAAAAGCUCAAGACCUUAGGCGAGUGCUUCCGGACAAGCCCUGAUGCAUCUUUGCCCACGGCUCCCUAUCUGGAACCCAAGAUGGUCAAGCUCCUCGAAGUCAUGGCAGAAGUAACUGUGGCCCUUGACCAUUAUUGCCGCCGCGGACCUGGAGCACCGGAUUCCCUUGAUGUGUUGGCUAAUAACUGCGAUUGGGCAUCGCAUGCCAUUCUGUCUCUGCCUCCCUACAUCCCGUUGGCCAUGUCUCGAAGCGACCUAGACCAGCAGCCGGAUAUUGAUACUACUACUAUCCUUCAUGAGAUAUGCCGACUUUGCACCCUUCUCUACCACGAUAUGGUCCUUCUUCCAACUCCCCCACAUACAGGAACCAAGUUACGCCACUCGACCAGAGUUUUAUGCUUGAUCCAAGUUAUACAGCGAAAAGACCCUAUAGAAGACCUCCGUGCCUUUGAUUUUUUAACUUGGGCCAUGGUUAUAGGCGGAAUCGCCGCAAGGUUCACAAAGCUUCAAGUCUCAUAUAUCAAACUCAUUGAAAAGGUUGCACGAGACACAGCAUGGGAAGUGAUUCAUCCCCGAUGGGAGAGAUAUUUAUGGUUUAACACUUUUGCCUUGAGGAACGAAAGGACUAUGGCCCCAAAUACGGAUAUCGCAACGCGUGCCUUGAUCGUCACUCUCAAGGCUCCCUGCAGCGGCAAGACCACUGCUGAGGUAGCUGAAAUCACGGGACUUUCGGUCCGUCAAGUCAACCGUAUCUAUGCACGAGCGAUCGAGCGAGGGUUUAACCCUAUCACCUAUAAAAACCAUCGGUUAAGCUAUCAAUAG
Fusarium vanettenii 77-13-4 is the source of this 1818-nucleotide messenger RNA. RefSeq lists its product as uncharacterized. NCBI's taxonomy places the organism in Eukaryota, Fungi, Ascomycota, Sordariomycetes, Hypocreales, Nectriaceae. The record is from RefSeq and is a predicted model, not a curated record. The transcript has 4 exons. The coding region runs from base 1 to 1818 and encodes 605 amino acids.